UUCACAGUGACAACAAGCCCAAAUCCAAGCCCAAAUCCAAACCCCAAUCCAGCCCAAAAAUGAACAAAUUCUUCGUCCUUGCCGUUGCCGCCUUGGCCAUCGCUUGCGUCCGCGCUGAUUCCUUCGAUGCCGCCGCCGAGACCAGGGAGUACAAGAGCGACUUGAAGGAGGACGGAAGCUAUGCCUACCAGUACCAGACCUCCAAUGGCAUUGCCGGCCAAGAGUCUGGAGCGGGCGGACAAUAUGCCAGCGGCUCCAAUGCCUACUACGCUCCCGAUGGCCAGCUCAUUCAGCUGAUCUACACCGCGGAUGCCAAUGGAUUCCAUCCAUCGGGCGCCCAUCUGCCCACUCCUCCUCCAAUCCCGGCGGCCAUCCUCAAGUCGCUGGAGUACAUCCGCACCCAUCCGCACCAGGAGUCGCGACAGGGUCAGGGACGAUUCUAAGGGGAGGGCUGGUUUCACCACCACAUGUUGCGCGUUAUUCGUCUUAGGCUUAAGUCAUCCGAAAAAAUAA
Molecule: messenger RNA, 513 nt
Organism: Drosophila kikkawai
Lineage: Eukaryota; Metazoa; Arthropoda; Insecta; Diptera; Drosophilidae
Gene: Cpr65Ec
Product: Cuticular protein 65Ec
Cellular component (GO): chitin-based extracellular matrix
Molecular function (GO): structural constituent of chitin-based larval cuticle
Source: RefSeq, a predicted model, not a curated record